GCUGAACAGAAACAGUUGUGAGGAUCGUCGGUCUGAGCAGAACUGGAGUCCAAAUGAGCCUGUGUGUAGUUUGAAGACACUCCUUCAGAGCUGGGGACACAGGGGGAGUGUGGAGAAGGGGGGGCAGGACCAUAACCGGGGCACCACCCUGAAAGAGGAGGAGCCACGGAGCAGCUGAGGAGGAAGCAGUCAUCUAAUCGUUGGUAUCCAGUGAGUCCAGCCCUUCAGAUGAAGAGCCUCCAGUUCCGGAGCAUCGCCCCCAAGGCCCCGGCCGUGGUGCCCUCCACCUCUCCUGCGGUCCUGUCCUGCCAGCCUUCCUCUGCCGUUCCUGAGGCUACCACCGCCUCCAGCCCCAAGUCCAUCAUCGUUCCCACCCAAAACUAUGCACUGAUGCAAAUAGCAGGUCACGAUGGUACUUUCUCCCUGGUGGCACUACCCCCCUCGGUUUCCUCCCAGACAUCGCAACAACAGCAACAGCAGCAGCAAACCCAGCCAAUCCACAAGAACCUCAAGUUGCCCAUUCCCAGAUACCAGCCAGUCAGGAGCAAAGGGACCGCAGAUAAGGUCAAAUCGUCACCGUUAGCUGCCAAGGCGAAAAUGUUGCCCAAGGUUCCUGUGACAGCACAAACAAAACUAGUGUUGGGUGGGGCAUCGUCAACACUGAAGAAAAAGGUACAGGAGUCCAAGUCCACUAAGGAAACCCAAGUGUUCAAAGAGGAACCAUCAGAACAGGUCAUUCUGAUUGACCCAGCUGCCUCUGACAUCUCUGUCACUGCUCUGCUCCCAGACAACGCAGUCCUGUACUCUGGUUCUCAAUUAGAGCGAACGCCAGAUGGCUCUGAACGACCUGCUGCAACUGGCCUUAUUCAGAACCUCCAGUACCCCUCUGUUGGUGUACAAACUUCACCAGCUAAAUCCCCUGAGGACAUCAAGCCUACAGUGAGGUUGUGCCAGUCUAAGCCUCCUGCAGCCCAGCCGUCAAGCAGUAUUACUGUCCUGUCCCCUGCCAUUUUCAGCAAAGCGGUCCAGAUUAUUCCUUCCCCACCUAAGGGGAAACUGCCUAUCCUGCCGUACUCUAAAAUGAAGAACACUCUCAUCCCAACAGCCAAACUCAGUGCGUUGUCUCCGGAAAAAAAUACUUUAUCCAGCCAGACAGGUCUCACCAGCCCCUUAGACCCCACAUCCAAGUCUGAGACAGCUGAAACCUUAAAUCACAACCAAGUACCAGACUCUGCUGUCCAGCCCCAGACCAAGGCCGCUCUCAUCCCUGUGUUGGGGACCCUACAGAAACCACCGGGUAAGAAAAGAGGCAGGAAAAGAAAGACAAUGGAAGACAUCUUGGCGUUUGAGGCACGAAAGAAAAGGUCCCUGUCUUUUUUUCGGAGGCGAGUCCCUGAAAAGCCUCCAGCCAUUGUUCCAAUCCAACAAAAGGAGGUUGAUAUUUCAAAGAAGUACCGCAGCAUCCGGCCCAAGCCCAUGUUGGUUAUGGAGACUGUUCCCCAGCUGGUUAGCCUGCCUGCCAUUACCCCAGAUAACCAGGAACAGGAACUUGUCCUCAGUCAUCAGCUCCCCAACACCACUACAGCCAAGGCCCUGGACUGUCCCCCCCAGCCGGCCCCAGUAACAUUUCACCUGAGAGGUGGCGCACACUCAAGAGUCUUCUUAGGCAGCCGACCGCUCCACCGAUGCCCCACCUGUAGCCGAUGUUUCCAGUUCAAGCAUCACCUUCAGAGCCACAUGAACAGUCACACCAACAGUAGACCCUACGCGUGCCCAGUUUGUCGCAAAGCUUACGCACACUCCGGGAGUCUGAGCACACACAUGAAGCUUCACCACUCUGAGGUCCGCCCACGCCGGUCCCUGUGCUGCGAGUUCUGCGAGAAGGCCUUCGGAUAUGUGGGCGUGUACUUCAGUCAUCUGAGAGAGGUGCACAAGGUGGUGCUGACCGUUGAGCCGUCCAUCAGCCAUCAUGAGGAUCACCUGUCUGUGGAAGGGGCCAACUCUCCAGAGACGUCGGACGAGCAGGACCGUGAAGACCCUGUGGAGCUGCAGAUCAAAUGCGGUCGCUGUCAGGCCAUCACUCCAACCUUUGCUGACAUGAAGAUGCACCUGCUCUUCAUUCACGGGGAGGAGGUCCACGUUCGACUUCAGGACGACCAAGCGCUGCGCGGUGGCCGCGAGGCUGAGAACGAGCUGGUAAAACACGCCGCGCACUACUGGAGGCAGCUCAACGAGAAGCGCAACCUGGUCAAAUGUGGCAGCUGCGACGAGGAGUUCUUCUCCUUCUCCAAGCUUAAGAAGCACAUCAUGUCUCACCACCGCAGACGGGACGGGGAGGACAGCAGCGCCCUUUCGCCGCCGGACAACGACGGUGGACUCGGCGUCCUGGCCGCAGGGUCAGCCUUUAACUGUGUGCUGUGCAGCGAGGUACUGGCCACUAAAGAGAGGGUCCUGGAGCACUGGAGGGGUCAGCACCACUGUGAGCAGCCCGGCCUCCUGUGGGACGCUCUGAGCUCCUACUCUGGACAAGAAGAAGGAGAGGUGGACGGGGACAUGGACACUCCUGCUGCCAGCCCACAUUAGCCGGCCUAGUGUCAUUCCCACUCAAGUCGUACCAGUCAGCAGCACAGGGACGCAGUUCCUCAGAUGAGUUUGAGCUUUAGCUUCAUCUUCCACCAGUAUCUGAAGAUCAAGCCAAUGUUACAAUUCAUAGGGGACGUUCUCCGUAGGUCAGAGAAACCAGUUUUCUAAACAAUAUUUUUAUGUUCUUAUGUUGAUUGCACUGUUCCGACUACAUGUUGUUUGUAUUUAAUAUCCUUUUGGAAACUAGAUGAUUAUUUUUUUUUCUACUGCUUAUUUAAAUUCUAUGGAAAGGGUAAUUUAUAACCGUACUAAAACUGCUUAAGGGUCAGUUCACCCAAAUCACAAAAAAAAAAAAAACAUAUUUUCUCACUCAACAUUUUUAGUA
Molecule: messenger RNA, 2968 nt
Organism: Sphaeramia orbicularis (orbiculate cardinalfish)
Lineage: Eukaryota; Metazoa; Chordata; Actinopteri; Kurtiformes; Apogonidae
Product: zinc finger protein 438-like
Biological process (GO): regulation of gene expression
Cellular component (GO): nucleus
Source: RefSeq, a predicted model, not a curated record